UGUCGAGGAGGCUGUAGAUGACAGAUAUGUGGUAACAACUGUUCGCUCACAGAGUCGGAAUUGCUCCAAUGAACGGACAGUUCGGUAACGGGAUACUCAACACCAGUCCAUUUUUUACAAAAAGGCGCGAAUAUUGCCAUCCGAGGAAAAAAUUGUAACUUUGAGGUUUUUCUCAAUUUCGAAACUGAGAAUUAUCUCUCAGUGGCUUUUCGAACGGUUUUUAUGUGGGUGUUUAUCUGACCUGGAUUUUUCAUUUAUUAAUAAAAAGGAUAAAACACAUUUCCCACCUACUCUUUGGGCAACAACUAGUGCAAGACUUGGUGUGUUUUUUAAUGUCAAGAACUUGGAUAACAAUCUGUUGCAUCACGCGAUCUAAUUGUUUGCAGUAAUCAAAGGAUGAGCUGAACGUUUACAUGUGUUGUGAAAGUGGAACGCGCAAGGGAAUCUUUUAAUUUUCUUCGAAUGGCAACUGUUUCUUUUGCUGUUGAAGGAGCAAGAAGUUCUGAUGUAAAGGAAUUAUGAUGAAUAGAAUAUCACAAAACGAUGCAUGAAAAGAAUGGAGUUUGAUUUGGCGCAACAUGUUUCCUUAUGAUCUCCAGCAGCAGUUGUGGCCCUAAAUUGUUUGAGAAGUUCCUUCAAAACGUCAUCACGAGUCCUAAAUCCUUGUGGGAGUCUGCACCUGGAGGAAUAAUGUCUUCCUCCGAUGCGACAACGUACCUGAAUACAGUCAAGUGGGGCGACGAGGGACAUUACUUGAAGGAAUUUACGAGCAAGUUCAAACUGCCCCAGGUUGCCAAGAUUAUCAAAGGCCAACACCAGAAUCUUGGGGUGCCAACACUGCCUUCUCCGAAUCUCAACCAAGUGAUAUUCCUCUCCUCCGCUGGCACAAAGCUCAAAGUAAUUGCCCAGUGUGUGAAAUUCAAAGAUGCUGGUCGAAGGAUGGUGCCAGUUGGAUCUAAAUUGGCAGUUCCCGAAAAUUACGACGGAUGGUUUGAAAUACUUUCAGAAGACGGCCGGGCCGUUCGUUGCAUUGAAAGCGUAGCGGAACUGACUAGAAGAAAUCCCAAGUCUUGUUUAGUUCGAGACAGCAUUAAAGUAAACCUGCCAAGACCUGAUGAUGUAGACAGCGUCUGGGACAAGACUCGAACUAUAUCUCCUGGGGAAGUGCUCUCGCUUGGAGAACUUGCUACUGGAAGCUCACGUGGUAAUCGCAGCAGUGGAAAAUAUCUCAGCUGUGUGACAUCCUUUGGCGAUACUGUAUACUUGCCCCUAGAGCUUCGUGGAAGGUUUAGUACUAUAGCUGGUGAAGAUAAUAUCUCGGGCGUGCAUACCGUUAAAACACUGAUGUCGAAAAGAUUUCCUCUGAUGGUCCGACUCGUGCACGGUAAACCACCCGUUGGUGUGAAAACAGGAUCUCAAUUUGUGCAUGAGAUGCGACUGUAUUCCUUGAUUGAAGAAGAGUGUCUUGUUGCCAUGCCUUUAACAAAAGAUGUGGGUGUCGUUCCCCUACCACCAAAUGCCGCGCUUAAAAUCCUAGCUCCUAAAAAUUCGGAAAGCCUCGUAAAACUGCCAGAACAUACAGCUCUUGCCAACAAGUGCCACACUUUAAUGGCUGAAGUUUCUGGAUGUAUACAAGUCUGCGAUGUCAACUCUGUCCGCGAGAUAAAAAAUCUGCCUCCCUCUCCUCAGUACGUCUACACGAGACGACAAGCUCCUAACACCUACCGCACGGUUCCUCUGGUCAAACGCAGCGCAUCCGACCCUCAAGGCACCAAUAUGUCCGGAAGACUUCAUUUAGAGCGAGGGCUAUCUACUCCAAAUGAUUCUUCCCUUCCUUUUAAAGAGGUUUCGGAUGAUUUUUCCGACUCCGAUGACCUUAGAUACGAUGAAAUCGACCAGAUUUAUGAUUAUGUGAGAGGAUUUGCUCCUCUGCCGGUGAAUAUCAAAAAUGAGUUUUCAGCUUCUGAAGAGCAUAAAUCUCAGCUUUUGCCACAAAUUGCCGUAGAUAGUAUAAACGGUAAAUCAGGAGACAGAAAACCUCCUGAACCUCCUCCAAUAGAGACGAUUCCCGCUAGGAAAUCUAGCAAUGGAACUGUCAAGCACCAUCAAACGCCCCACAAAAUCACCGUUAGCAUUGUGAAUCGAACGCCCACCAUCAAAACCAAAGAUAUGUUCUUCCCAAAUCGAAGUCAGAAGACAAGAAAAUCAGCUGACGAUCACAUAUAUGAAAAAAUAGAGAAAAGGAAAAGUGGGCUGAAAUUAGUGAAAGUAUUUGAAACGCCUGGAAGAACACCAAUGCGUUCCAAUAGCGCUAGCAAAAUUUUCCAAAAUGGCACUCAGAAUGCUAAUUGCGAUAACAAUAAUAAUAACAAACUCCCCUACAAACGACAGAGCCAAUAUCAAUUGCACGUCAAUAAUUCCCAAAACCAUGUGAAUGGCAAAACCAGGUUUCAAAAGAAUAAUAAAAAUUCUUACGCUCACAAAGAUCUAUCUGGUGUCAAUCGGAAUAACAAAUCUCAAAAGUCGUCUUGGGUGAAUUGUGGCGUCAAAACUAUAGCGACUUCUCCCCUAUUCCACAUCCGAUACAAGUCUCUAACUGAUUUACUUAUGGACACAAAAAAAUCUAGCCCUGACUCUAGUAAUACGUCUUGUGGCAAAAAGAUUCAAGGCUCAGCUGGAUCCUCCUCCACUAUUUCAUCGAAAAACGAUAAUGAUAACCAAGACAAUCAGUCGGACAUCCUCGAGGAGGCACAAAAAAAUGCUAGAAACGGCCGUAGGUUGUCCAGGCCAAAAUCUUUGUCGAAUCUGGUUGGGGACAUAACGCCAAAGAGGAGACUGGACAAUCAUAACUAUUACAAUCUCGUGCAGAAUGAUCUCAUAAAACCACCAGAACUAAAUUGUUCUAAAUUUUAUUCCAUGCCUGACUCUUCGCGAUACGCUAAAAACCAUUAUGGAAAUUCCCAUCAUGCAAAGAAACUUGGAACAUUGUAUUUAUGAGAUGCUUCCUAAAUACAUUUUGACUCACGAUCAGCUUUAUUAUAAAAGCAAAUGUGCAAAAUUUUUCAUCCUUUAGCCAAGCUGUUCAGUAUACGUGAUGUCCUUUGGUGAUAAACGUCAAUAUUUUUUUCUUAAUUUAACCUGAUAAGUGUUGUCAAAAUAUGAAAGUCUUCAUGUUUUCCAUUACUUUUCCAAUGCCAUCAGUGUAUUUUCUUUUGUUCGUAUUUGUUGCGUUAUUGACUAUUGAUGAUGAGGGUGAAAUCAAUUAAAAAACCAGUCACAUAAUUUGAUCCGCUGUGAUAUUUUCACACUCAGCCAGCUGUUUAUGUGUGCUACUUCAACAGCAGAAUAUGAUGUAGUGUAGAAAACUAUAAUGAUGAUUAAUUGUUAUUAUUUUAUAAUAAAGUGCG
Molecule: messenger RNA, 3407 nt
Organism: Uloborus diversus
Lineage: Eukaryota; Metazoa; Arthropoda; Arachnida; Araneae; Uloboridae
Exons: 3
Coding region: 589-2997 (802 amino acids)
Source: RefSeq, a predicted model, not a curated record